Molecule: messenger RNA, 4675 nt
Organism: Gastrolobium bilobum
Lineage: Eukaryota; Viridiplantae; Streptophyta; Magnoliopsida; Fabales; Fabaceae
Product: protein GAMETE EXPRESSED 2
Exons: 21
Biological process (GO): pollen sperm cell differentiation; actin cytoskeleton organization
Molecular function (GO): catalytic activity; actin filament binding
Source: RefSeq, a predicted model, not a curated record
GGGAGCAGUGAAACCCCAGUUUCAAAAUUCGCUUUUUCUGUUUACUAGGAAAUAUAAGCCUAGUAUUGUAGUGAUUCUAGAACCUCGGUGUAGUGGUCAAAAAGCUUCUGACAUUAUCCGAAAAUCUGGGUUUAAGCAUGCUUUUGUUCAAGAGGCAGAAGGUUACUCAGGGGGUAUUUGGAUCCUCUGGAAUGAUGAGACUGGUCUCGUUGAAAUUAUUAAUCACACAAAACAGUUUGUUCAUUUUAAAGUUCAGAAUUUUCAUGUUCCUUCCUUUUCUUGCACGGCAGUUUAUGCGAGUCCUAGGGAAGAAAAUAGAAAGGAGCUAUGGGAUGAUCUGCUAAACAUUAGUCUCCAUUGUAAUGGGUCGUGGUUGGUGGCUGGGGAUUUUAAUGAAAUACUGCUGGAUCUUGGAGGACCAGGUCCUUGGUUUACAUGGAAGGGUCCGAAGUUUCUUCAUCUUGAUCGUGUUUUUAAGAGGCUGGACCGAGCCUGUGCUAAUGCAAGUUGGAAGACUACCUUUACUGAUGCUGGCGUUAAGGUACUUCCACGGAUUUAUUCUGAUCAUAGUCCCAUUUUGGUCUACUUGUCUAACUUGGACACAGGUUGGAAAAAUCGUCCCUUUCGCUUUGAGAUUGCUUGGAUGGAGCAUUAUAACUUUACUCAGUUUCUGGCUAGGAGCUGGAAUGUUGUGAAAGACACUAGAACGAAUCUGCAUGAUCUGACUCCAAAUUUAAAAAGAUGGAACAAGAUAGUCUUUGGCAACAUUUUCAAUAGGAAGACUAACCUAUUGCAUAGUAUUGCAGAAAUUCAGAAUCAUGUUGAUUAUCAUACCAACUUAUCUCUCCAAUCUAGAGAAAAGGAGGUUAGGAAGGACCUUGAUGCGGUUCUCAUACAAGAAGAGAUCUUAUGGUUUCAAAAAGCCAGGGCUACUCCUGAAAAAGUAGAAAGUAAGGAAUUCAAGUGGGAGAAGAAGAAAGAUCAGGAGAGACAAGACAAGCCCUUAGAUCUCUCACCUUAUGCUCGAAUUCCUUAUCCACAAAAACUUAAGCAAGUGAUUCAAAGGCAACAGUAUUCAAAGUUUCUAGAUAUUUUCAAGAAGUUGCAUAUCAAUAUACCAUUUGUUGAAGCCUUGGAGAACAUGCCCAAUUACGCGAAGUUCUUGAAAGAUCUACUAUUAAGGAAGCGUAAGUUGCGGGAAUAUGAGACGGUCGUGGUAACACGCGUAGGCUAUGAACGUUCACAUGGACACCUGGCUACAGUUACCGAAGUCACCAAUUUAAAGAAGGAAUCAGCAUCUGCAGCUUUGGAAUUACGAUGGGAAAAUGUCAGAAAGAAUAUACGCUUUGAAGAUAGUUCAAAAUUCCCCAUAUUCGCUUUCAGUUGGUGGGAUGAUAAGGGCACAUUCCUAGCCGGUGACACAGCAACCGUUAAGGUCAAAGUACUUGAGAAUGCUGAUAAGAUUGACAAAAAUGCUUUUGAUCCCAUACUCACUGUGAAUGGAAAGCCAGGGAACAGUUCCUAUGUCUCCACUGUGUUGUCAGAUUUCCAAGGAGACUCAAAUAAUUGGAAGAUUUCCUUCACCCCCAUUAGGGUUGGAUUGUUUAAUGUACUCAUCAAUGAGGACCGUUACAAAGUUUAUGAUUCAUCCUUGCAUUUCCAAGUUGAGCCAGGGAACAUGUACCCGUCUGUGUGUGUUGCAUCAUGGAAGGGCCUGAAAUAUGAGUUUGUAGCUGGUUCAAAAGCUACAAUUAUGGUGCUCCUUAAAGAUGCAUUUGGGAACAGUAUCUCUAAAACCACUCAAGUGUCCUAUUUGCCUGAUUUUAAUUUGUUUGUGCUACAUGAGAAUGGUUCUAUUGCAAAUGUGCCAGAUAUCUCCAACAUGGGAUGGAAUGAGUUUGAUUAUAUAGUCAUUGAGUUUGUUGUGACAAAAGCUGGAAACUUCUCCUUGCGCAUAGAAGGAGGAAAUCAAACCUUGAAUGGUUCUCCAUUACCAUUGAAGGUGAAUCCAGGAGCUAUAGAUGUCUCUAACUGUGUCGCCAAGUGGAACAUUGAACCACAUGCAUGCCAAUUGGCAUCGAAGAUGGAAAUCUUUAUACAUCAGUUAGAUCAAUAUGGAAAUCUGGUUUCUGGACUGUAUCCAUUUGAUGCUGAAGUUGUUGAAAGAGAUACAAACUUGUCAAUACCAAUAGCUGAUCUUCAUUUUGAGGAAGUGGAUGCUGGAAUUCAGUUGUUUUCUUUUAGCAAUUCGGAACCAGGGAACUUCCUGUUGACAAUAUAUGAUACCAAGCAUAAUAAAAGCAUUUCCAAUAUGCCAUAUGAUUACACUGUUUUUGUAGGUUAUUGUGAUGGGGUGAAAAGUGUUAUUAAUGGAUCGGGUUUAAAUGAUUCAGUGGCUGGGGUAAAGGCAGAAUUUUCUGUUUAUUUGAAUGACAUCUACCAAUAUCCUUCACCAGUUGAAACAGACAUACUUCAAGUACAAAUCUUAAGAGAAAAUGACUCCUAUAGUGUUUCGCCAAUCAUAUAUCCUAUGCUAAACAAAAAUGGAAUGAGAUAUGAUGGUAUCAAUCACAUGGAAACCGCCCCGUCACCUUCAAUAGAGAUGAGCAACAACUCUAAUGGGAGCGGGAGCCCUGUAAUGGCCAGUGCUUUUCAUGUGGAUUACACACCAGAAAAAAGUGGUUUUUAUAAUAUUAAUGUAUAUUGUGGAAACAUAUUAUUGAACGAGGGCCAUUUAUUCAGAAAAGAGGUAAAAGCAGGUGAAGUAAAUAUUUCCUUGUCAAGUGUUGUGAGAUUUUCUUCAAAGGUGCCAAAGCUGUUGAAAAAUGAAUUAAUAGUGCAGCUUAUGGAUUCAUACUUAAAUCCUGUCCUCUCGCAACAAUCAAGGUUGAAAUUGGAGAUUGCUUCAAUUAAUAAUUCUGGGUUUUCAACUUGGGACAUUGUGGAUAAUAAGGAUGGGUCAUACAGCUGCAACUAUAUGGCUAAAGAUGUUGGCACUUACGAGAUUUGUGCUUCGUUUGAUGGCAAGCGUUUCUUGCCAUGUCCCCUCAGUAUCAAUGUGUACAGCAGUGAAUAUUUUCCCAAAGCCAACAAUGAUACAGUAUCAAUUUGGGAGGAUGAAUCUAUUGCCAUUGAUGCCUUGGCAAAUGAUUAUUUUGCGGGUGAUAAUGCAAGUAUAGUUGAAUUCUCAAAAUCAGAUCAUGGUUCACUUAUACAGAACGGAAGGAUCUUUCGUUACACUCCCUAUAAAGAUUAUUAUGGAAAUGAUUCUUUUUGGUAUACAAUAUCUGAUAUAAAUGGAAAUCUUGCUACUGCUUCCGUAUACAUAUCUGUUCUCAAUGUUCCACCUCAGUUUGCUUCUGUUCCAAGUCAGCUGCAAGCAACAGAAGAUUUGAUAAGUCCUAGAUUUGGUGGUUUCACUGGGUUUGAGAUAACUUAUUCAAAUCCAAUGGAGAAUAUUUCUGUCAAUCUGAGUGCCCAAUCUGGAAGUAUACUUCUGUCUCCUAUGGUGAUGCAAUUUGGGCAAAAAAUGUGGAGUGAACUUACAAUUAUUAGAGGAAAUGAAACAGCAACUAGUUUACUACUAGAAGGAUCAGUGGAAGUAAUCAAUUUUGCGCUUCAAUCAAUUCAGUAUAUGGGAAAUGAGAAUUUUUAUGGUGGAGAUACCAUUAAAGUCUCUGCAAAGAAUAAGAAUGGAGUAAAUUCAUUGGGCGUUCCAAUUUUUGUUGACCCUAUCAAUGACACUCCAAUUAUUAGAGCCCCUUACUUCAUCAUAUUGAGGAGUAAUGAAGAUGAGACCGUGAUCUUUGAGAAAGAGAAAGACAAGUUUGACUUUUUCAUUGGAGAUCCUGACCUUCUUAACUUCCCUGGUGGUGAGGCUCAUUUUCUGGUGGCUUUCUCUAUGGAAGUAAAUGAUGGAUUAUUAGUCACAAAUCUCCCAGCUCAUUUGAUCAAUACAACUGAACUGAAGCACGGGAAUAAUUAUCAGUGGCAGCCUCUUCAGACAUAUGUUACUAUAUCAGAGCACUUUAUGGUCAAAGCUAAUGGAAUCAGAUUUCAGGGCACAGUCAAUGACUGCAAUAGUGUUAUGCAGCAACUUUUCUAUCAUGGAGGUGAGCAUGGAGCUGUUUUAACAUUGACAUUGAAUGACAUGGGAAACUAUGGGUGUUAUCCAGAUUGUGCAGAGGGAAUGUCAAUGCCAUUAUAUACUGAGGCUAUGAUUAAUUUAAUGAGAAAGCAGCCAAUGAGUUCAUUUCUUGCUCACACCUUAGGAUCAAUCAUUGUGAUUGAAUUUGUCAUCAUAUUCUCUCUUGGAGUUUUGCUUCUAUACUUCACGUGCAAAUGUGCAGUUCUUCUAGUACAUGAAAGAAGAAACCAUGAGAAAAGGUCUUCAGAGCUAUCUACUGUGCAAAGUUCCCAGAGACAAACUUCAAGCAUGACCAUAUCUGAGAAUGCUACUUAUUUCACUGGUUGCUGUUCAAGGCCUUCCUUGCUUCGUUUUGGUAUGCAACCCUCCAACUUUCGCCAACGGUCCCGUCGUCAAUUUCAAGUUGGAGAAUCUAGCAAGGCAGUGAAUCAACCCUCUCCUUCAACAAGUGAAACCCAGUAUACAGUUGUGCCUACUUCUACACCACUUGCCAUUGAGAGAAACCAUAGCUCAAACUCAAACGUUUAA